AUCCAGCCCGGCUUUCAUAACAGCGAGCCGGGGCUGCCAAGAGGAGCUUCUGCACCGGUUCCUCAAAUGUUUCGCGGUUGCCAGGACGGCCCGCUGCUCCGCGUCACGUGCGAGUGGGAAGUCGCGGCCACACAGAGCUGAGCCGCGCCGGGCCGAGCGCUCGCUCGCAGUCGGAGCUGAGUGCGGAGCCCAAGGCGGACGGCUACAGCUCUCGGUGCCCCAGCCGUCCCCUCCCCCGGUCCCCCUCCCUCGGCCUCCUCCUCCAGUCCGGGCUGCCGAGCCGCCCGGCGCAGAAGGAAGCAUGCUGGCCGUCGGCUGCGCGCUGCUGGCCGCCCUGCUGGCCGCCCCCACUGUCGCGCUGGUCCUCGGGAGCUGCCGCCCGCUGGAGGUGGCAAACAAUACGGUGAUUAGCCUGCCCGGGGCCACCGUCACCCUGAUCUGCCCUGGGAAGGAAGCAGAAGGCAACGUCACCAUUCAGUGGGUGUCCUCUGGCUCGCAGCACAGACGGUGGACCACUACGGGGAACUCGCUGCUUCUGAAGGCAGUGCAGCUCAACGACACAGGCAGCUUUUCAUGCUUCCUGGAUGAGCACCUGGUUGGGACUGUGCCCUUGCUGGUGGACGUUCCUCCAGAGGAGCCUAAACUCUCCUGCGCCCGGAAGAACCCCCUUGUAAGUGCUACUUGUGAGUGGUUCCCAAGCAGCACCCCCUCUCCUACGACCAAGGCUGUGCUGUUUGUGAAAAAAAUCAAAACCACUAACCCGGACAGUGGCUUCCAAUUGCCCUGCCAGUAUUCUCAGAAGUUCAGAAGCUUCUCCUGCCAGGUGGAAAUCCUAGAGGGUGACAAAAAUUACCACGUAGUGUCGCUGUGUGUUUCAAACAGUGUCGGAAGCAAGUCCAGCAGCAAUGUGGCUUUUCACAGUUUAAAAAUGGUGCGGCCUGACCCCCCUGUGAAUCUUGUGGUGUCUGCCAUACCUGGAAGGCCUCGCUGGCUCAACGUCAGCUGGCAAGACCCUGAGUCCUGGGACUCACGCUACUACAAAUUGAAGUUUGAGCUUCGAUACCGACCUGUGUGGUCGAAGACGUUCACGGCGUGGCUGGAGACCCAGCACCAGUGCAUCAUCCGUGAUGCCUUGCGAGGAGUGAAGCACGUGGUGCAGCUCCGUGGGAAGGAGGACCUUGAGAUGGGCCAGUGGAGCGAGUGGUCCGCGGAGGUCACCGGCACUCCUUGGAUAGAGCCCCCGAGCACUCCCACAGGGAUCCUGAAGGACCCCACACAGGUCUCUGAUGAAGACUCUGACGACGAGGAGUAUUUGUACAGCCAGCCUGUAAAAGCGACAAGCUUCCCGGUCUCAGGGCAAGAUUCUUCCUCAAUAUCGCUGCCCACAUUCCUGGUGGCUGGAGGAAGCCUGGUGUUUGGGUUGCUCCUCUGUGUCAUCAUCAUCCUGAGGCUCAAGAAGACCUGGAAGUCACCGGCUGUGCGGGAAAGUAAGAUGAGUUCUCCCCCGCCAUAUUCCCUGGGACAGCUGAAGCCGGCCUUCAUCCUGGUUCCUCUCCUCACCUCAGCAGGGUCCCACAACAGCUCCAGGCCUGACAACACCUUAAACCACAGCUGUCCGGGUGUCAGAGACCCGCAGAGCCAGCAAUAGGGACGGCUUAUUCCACAGCUAAUUGUCUGGAUGGGACCUGCAGCUGGUGUCAGAUCAGCACCGCCACUCCAGCUCACCUGGGCCGGCAGUGGCUGGUGGGGUGCAGUUUCCCUUUUGCACGAGAGCCUUGCAGAAGGUGUGGAGGGGUCAGGACUGUGUGCUGCACAUGCUCCGAAGGCAGGGGUUGUGAGGGACGCAGGCCACCAUGAGGACAUAGCCUCCACACCCUCAGGAUAGCCUCAGGUAGGGGUGCCAAAGGUUGCCCUAAUUGCCUAGCUCUGACUCACUCCCCCAACCCACCUUUUAGCUGAAGUCUUGAAAUCCAAGCACCUUUGGCCUUCUCUUUUCCUAGGCCGCUAAGGCUGGGGAGGAACUCAUGCCCACUCUCCUCGAUACCUGGAAAGUCGCUGGAAAAGCAGCUUGUGACAAAUCUCUCAGGGCCUGAUGGUUUAAUCAGAACGAUAUUAAUCUCUUGUAAGACAUUUCAGAUGUGAAUGAUAAUUCUAGGCACUGCUGACUGCAGAAGUUUUCUUUUCUUCUUUGAACUCAGGACUUCGGGAGAAGAGAAGCAGGAAGGAAGGGGAAGGACAGGUCUCCACUGUGCCCGUUGUAGUCCAGGGACACAGCCUCUGAAAACAUGUUUUCUGUCCCCCGCUACUCCCCCAGGGGAAGGUGCUGUUAGUGAGUUCCUCUGCUAGGGCAGAGAGUAUAGCUACUUUGCUCAUACUGGUUUCAACUGGACUUGAGCUACUGGGACAGACAACAUUCAUGAAAAAAGAAAAACUUAAGAAUGCAUUUCCAUUUUGCUUUUACAAAACUGUUGCCUGAACCGCAUGGUGGCGCACACCUUUAAUUCCAGCAUUUGGGAGGGAGAGGCAGGUGGAUGUUUCUGAGUUCAAGGCCAGCCUCUGAUAGAGUGAGUACCAGGACAGCCAAAGCUACACAAAGAAACCUUGUCUUGGAAGACAAAACAAACAAAUUAACAAACAAACAAGGAAGGAAAACUGUUGCCUGUUUCUCUUGAUUCUGGAAGAGGCCACUCAGUGUGUGCUGGUGCGUGAACCACCCAGGAGGUGGGAGAUGAUAGUGGGGUGGGGGAUGGCAGGGUGAUAUAAUAACUUUGUUUAGCACAAAAGCCAAGUCAAGUGAAAAUCAAGAAAAAUGUUUCCUGUAACAGAGAAGACUUCGGUUUCAUUCUGUGUCUUGUUUCUGUCUUAAAAAGUGUACGAAUAGUCUGUGCUUGGCUUCAGGGAAUGAAUGCGGGCCAGGCUUAGGAAAGAAGGGUAUCCACUUCCUGUUUCCUCUCUCUGCCAACGUGGCCUUCCUCACUUCACAUCCAGUCCCCAGUCCCCGCAGAAGCACUGGUCCUCUCUCUCCUCACUUUCCCUUCACUGAUGUUAGUGGUCACCCAGGAGACCACAAAGUGAGCAUUGCAAUCGUUUACCAGAUCCCAACACUUUGCUAGUAGCUUACCUUUUCAGAAAAUGCCACCUCAGGGGACAGGAGUGGAGCCCGGAGGCCACGCUUGUUCUAUCUGCUCCACAGAUCCAGGUGCCACUGCCCUGGGCUUUGUAUGUUUCAGGGCCUGUUGCUGUCAUAGAAAAGGGUUUGUAAGUUGACAAAAAACAGGCAGGUAUUCAUGUUUUUUCCCCCUUUGUUAAGUUUCUGGGACUCAAGAGUCUCAAACGUGCUGUGAUAGGGAGUGAGGGAGUGUUAGAAAAAGCCAUCUGCAGGGAGCAGGCGGCUGAGCCCACGCGACCGCGAGGCUUAGUUCUUCACCUGGCUGUACCCGCACGCCAGUACUAAAGCCAGGCAGAACAAGCUGGUGGAAGAUUGAAAUCCAGAUAACUCAUUAUCUCCGAAAGCUAAGUAGCUUUAAUCCCCAAGUUGUUAUUGCUUUCACUAUUAUUAUAAAAGGCUAGCCCUCCCCCCUUUUUCCUUUUGACUUUUAAUAAGCUAAUGUCAAUGAAGUCUGUUUCAUCUGAGCCCCAGCUUAGCUCAAAGACACAGGUCUAGGCCCUCAGCUGCUUCUGGCCUCCAAUCUGGAGUUUCUGCAGCCCACAGGCCGCCUGUCAACAGUCACUUGACACCCUCAGUCAGGGAUUCGGCAGGCAGAUGUGGCAGCUUUAGACAGGGUUUAAACACAACCUUCGCUGCACGGUGGGAAGAGUAGUUUUAAACUGAGCUUUGAUUCUUAAGGCAUUAGUAAAACAGCUUUACAGUAUUUCAAGGGGCUGUGCACCAAGACGUUUGGAGACCGAAUGCUUUCUCUCUGUGAGUGUGGUCUCUGCAGUUUCUCACCUGGCUGUACGCUCACACUGAGUCUUUGCCGUGUCCCUGAUGUCUUGGGAGAAGGAAACUGGUGUGAAGUUCACAGCUGGAGUUGGGCUGGAGCCAGUGGGGCACAGAGCCCAGCAGGUAGACCAGCUGUGGCUGCGCUCUGCAGGUUUAAGGAUCCCUGGCUUGCCUCCUUUUUCUCCCUAGCAGCUCGUUAUGCCUGACCUAGUUGGAGAGGAUUUCCACACUCAGCUGCAGGUGGAGGUGCUGAGAAACCUAUCUUCAGGGUUACAGGGUUACAGGGUCACCUUUCCCAUGCUGCAGCCUAUGGUGAGGCUGUGGCUGGAAGUGGCAGGCCAGCUGGCUCAGGUCUGGUACUGGUGCUGGGGAGGGUCUGCCAAAGGUCUUUCCAGCCUCUAGUCCUCGCGAGGUUGGGUACCAGUUCCAGGAGUUUCUAUGGCAACCUCGAUGCUUAUUAAGGAAAGCUGUCAUUUUUGUGAAUGUAUGCUCAGAUGGAGAUCUAGUUUGCAGGGGAAGGACUGGGGCUGUGGAGCAAGCUGGAAUGACAGAUUUUCUUGGCUAGAGAUCAUAUCCGUUAAGCAAAAUACCUCAGUGCUACAUGUUUUGUUUCAAGACAAUGUUUUUAAGGUUUUUUACCCAUGUUACCAGCAAGUUGAUACCUAAGCUCUUUCUGCAAAGUAGUGUAAUAUGUCUUUUCAGUGCUUUUUUUUUUGGAUGGG
Molecule: messenger RNA, 4665 nt
Organism: Microtus ochrogaster (prairie vole)
Lineage: Eukaryota; Metazoa; Chordata; Mammalia; Rodentia; Cricetidae
Gene: Il6r
Product: interleukin 6 receptor
Biological process (GO): cytokine-mediated signaling pathway
Cellular component (GO): membrane; external side of plasma membrane
Molecular function (GO): cytokine receptor activity; protein binding
Source: RefSeq, a predicted model, not a curated record